UAUAACUUUAAAAAAAAAAUGACAUCAUUAGAGCUUGUUUCAAAAUUCAUGUUAUUAUUUUGUGUAAUCUUAUGCACCCAAUCAACAAAUAAUUCAAAGGAAAAUACUAUUAUUCUGAAUAAUCUUUUCAAAUGUAUUGGAUGGAAAAAUUUAAAACGGAUAAAAAAUGUAACUUUCUUAAAUCAAAUUAACGAUCUUGCCAGUAUCAUUGAAGAGCCAAUAACACAAAAAACAUGUAAUACAAAAAUACGAGCCGCAACUGUUUUCCUUGGUUGCACAUACGCAAGUAUUUUAUUGGACAUUGUAACUGCUAUCAAUUAUCAAGUACUAUUCUGUGAAAAAAUAAUGAGUAAUAAUAAAUUUGAUAAAUUACAAGGACACAAUUGCAUUGUAAAACUAUUAGAAAUUUUGUCCAAUAUAACUUUAUUUACAAUAAAAAUGCAAGGCGCCUUGUAUGCUAUAGACAAAAUGCAUGUAAAACCAUGGAAUCUUUCGUUUAGCUAUAAUAAUACUUCUGUAUUGAAAGCUUUUUAAAUAAAAAAAAAAAACCAUGGAAUCUUAUGAAAAGAUAUCGUUUUAUCUUAAAAUUAGUUUUUGAAAAGUUCCUAAAUUUACAAAGUCAAUUAAAUCAUCAUUCUUCCACAAUGAUACAAUAUUCCUCCGUGUACAAUAUUGAUAUACUAAAUAAUAUAAAAGAAAAGUUGAAAGAUAUUGAAAUAAAUAUAGAAGUGGAUAUCAAAAAACAUUGUAUAAUGGAACCUAGUAAUAUGUUUUUGUUAGCGAAUAAAUUGAAAGCUAAAUAUACUAAUAUUAAAUUUAGAGAAAAUGUACCAUUUUAUAAUGCUGGUAAUGAAAUUAUAUUAAGUGAAAUUAAGAUUUUGAUUUUAGAAAACUAUACAAAACUAGGAUUAAAAUUUAUUUCAAAUGCAUUGGAUCAUGAUUUUAAAAAAACAGAUGACGAAUGCGCGAAUUCUCCAGCUAGAAUUCCAGUUUUUUAUGAUUUUUUUCAAAAAGAAGCAGACAAUGAAUCUGCAAGUUCUCCAGCUACAAUUCCAGUUACAGAUGAUUUUUUUCAAAAAGAAGCAGAUAAUGAAUGCUCAAAUUCUCCAGCUACAAUUCCAGUUACAUAUGAUUUUUUUCAAAAAGAUUUAGUUGGUGAUACGAUAAUGAAUGAAGCUUUCGAGAUAGACACAGAAGAUCAUACUAAAAAAGUCACACCAUUUUAUUAUAAUUAUAUUUAAAUUAUUUUCUCAUUAAUAUUUAGAUACAUAAAACGUUCAGUUAAAAAUAUAACAUAGAUUUUAGUUGAACCUAAGUAUCACUAAGUACGUUAUAAUAUAUGUGAGGAUAAUCAUUCUACAUUAUAUGGCAUAUCGCUACUAUUUUGGCAACAAUACAUAAUUGACAGUUGAUCAAUAUUUCAGGAGCAGUGUUCCGUAUAAAAUGGAAUAUGAUUCAUUCUUUAUUUAGUUCCUAAAAAAAAAGAUUAUUCUGUACCCUAAACUUAUUUUUAUUAAAAAAAUAUUUAUUAACUUGAUAUUUUUAUUUUAAUAUUACAACAAUAUUUUAAAACUUAAUAUUAUCAUAUAAUAAUAUAUUUUAAUCAU
Messenger RNA from Daktulosphaira vitifoliae (grape phylloxera), 1607 nucleotides. RefSeq lists its product as uncharacterized. The record is from RefSeq and is a predicted model, not a curated record. NCBI's taxonomy places the organism in Eukaryota, Metazoa, Arthropoda, Insecta, Hemiptera, Phylloxeridae. The coding region runs from base 561 to 1241 and encodes 226 amino acids. The transcript has 5 exons.